AUGGCAGUUUCACCUGAAUCUUUCCCACCGAGAAAACGUCGGCCGUCGGCCAAUUGUUUCGUGGCUCCGAAUCUCUCCGAUCGCAAUCUCCUUAAAUCUCUUCUUCUCUUAUCAUCUGAAAUCUCUACUCUACAACCUUUGUUAUUUCUUCUCAAGAGAAAUACAUCUUCAAUUAUCAGGAAAUCCAAGCUUUUAUCAGUAUUAUUCGAAGAAAUUCUCGGUAGAGAUUUUACAUAUUCAAAUGAUUCGAAUACAUCACGAGGAGGACAUGUAACUGGUUUUCCACCUUCUGCUGUUUUGUGUUUCGACGAAUUGUACAUAGUAUUACAGCGUAUGAAGACUUUGCUUGAAGAUUGCCGUAAUUGUAGUAAGAUGUGGCUACUUAUGCAAAUUGAUGUUUUCUGUAACGUUUUUCAUGAAUUAACUCUUGAAUUGUCUACUUUAUUGGAUAUUCUUCCUUCGAAAAAGCUCAAAUUAAACGACGAUGUUCAGGAAUUGCUGAUUCUGAUAACGAAGCAGUGCUCGGAGAAAUUAGCUUAUGUCGAUCCUAAGGAUCGACAUUUACGAUCUCAAGUUGUUGAAAUGCUCGAUAGAAUUGAAAGAGAAAUCGUACCUGAUCAGUGUAAAUUAGCGGAAAUUUUUGAGAAAUUAACUUUGCGUGAUUCUACAAGCUGCAGGGAUGAAAUUGAGUUAUUGGAAGAGGAAAUUCAAAGUCAAACAGAUGAGAAAGCUAAAUCAGAUAUCAUCGCGUUGAUCGGAUUUGUUCGAUAUGCUAAAUGUGUGUUGUACGGCGGUUCAACACCGAGAACAAAUUCACGGCGGCGACGGGCGGCGGAAGCAGCGGCGGAUGUUAAUGUUCCGGCUGAUUUCAGGUGUCCGAUUUCGCUUGACUUGAUGAGAGACCCUGUGGUGGUUUCCACGGGACAAACAUACGACCGCAGUUCAAUAACCCUUUGGUUCGAAUCGGGUCAUACCACGUGUCCCAAAACGGGUCAAACCUUGACCCACACAGACCUCAUACCAAAUUCAGCUUUGAAGAAUUUGAUGGCUAUGUGGUGCAGAGAGCAGAAAAUACCCUUUGAAUCAACGGAGAUGAACGUUAAAUCCAACGGCGUUGUUACCAACAAAACAGCGUUGGAAGCAACGAGAAUGACUGUGUCGUUUUUGGUCAACAAGUUGAAGGCUUCCCAAGUUGUAGAAUCGGCUAACCGGCUUGUUCAUGAGCUUCGGGUCUUAGCCAAGACGGAUUCAGAUAGCCGAGCCUGCAUUGCUGAAGCUGCAGCUUUGCCGUUAAUGGUUAAGCUGUUAGGUUCUGAGUAUCCGAGCUUACAAGUUAAUGCAGUUACAACAAUUCUCAAUCUAUCUAUUCUUGAGGCAAACAAGACGAGGAUAAUGGAAACAGACGGGGUUUUAAAUGGAGUUAUCGAAGUGUUAAGGUCUGGUGCAACGUGGGAGGCAAAAGGGAAUGCGGCAGCAACCAUUUUUAGCUUGUCAGGUGUACCUGCUUACAAGAAGAGGUUAGCUCGAAAGACACGUGUGGUGAAGGGAUUGAUGGAUUUGGCAUGUGAGGGGCCAACGAAUUCGAAGAGGGAUGCCUUAGUAGCUAUUUUGAAUUUGGCGGGAGAUAGGGAGGCAGUUGGGAAGUUGAUUGAAGGCGGGGUAGUGGAAAUGGUAGCGGAGAUUAUGGAUGGAUUACCUGAAGAGGCGGUUACAAUUCUCGAAGUGGUGGUCAAGAAGGGUGGAUUGGUGGCCGUUGCAGCCGCAUAUCCAUUGAUAAAAAAACUGGCUAUAGUAUUAAGAGAUGGAACAGAUAGAGCUAGAGAGAGCGCUGCAGCAACGCUAGUGAACAUGUGUCGUAAAGGGGGAUCAGAGAUGGUGGCGGAAUUGGCAGGAGUUCAAGGGAUUGAGAGGGUGAUUUGGGAAAUAAUGGGAAUGGGAACAGGGAGGGGAAGAAGAAAAGCAGCAACAUUGUUGAGAGUUCUAAGGAGAUGGGCUGCUGGAUUGGAUGCAGAAGUGGCAUCAGGGGCUUAUUCAGAUGUGAAUAUGAAUACUUCAACCAGAAUAGUAUUGCCAGGUUAAUUUUUUCGAAAAAAAAAUUGUUCUUUUGUUUAUUUGUUUACACAAAACAUGAACAACAAACUGUAACAUUUGUGAAUUGUACAAUUGUUCAUACCUUUUCCAAGUUGAAGAAAAUAGAACAAGUUGAAGCAUUUAUUGACAAAAUUUAG
Molecule: messenger RNA, 2228 nt
Organism: Solanum verrucosum
Lineage: Eukaryota; Viridiplantae; Streptophyta; Magnoliopsida; Solanales; Solanaceae
Product: U-box domain-containing protein 16
Exons: 1
Coding region: 1-2079 (692 amino acids)
Biological process (GO): protein ubiquitination
Cellular component (GO): cytoplasm; nucleus
Molecular function (GO): ubiquitin-protein transferase activity; protein binding
Source: RefSeq, a predicted model, not a curated record